AUGCAAUAUUUUACCGAUAACAUGUUUAAGCAGUUGCAACAUCGUUGGGCAUAUGAAUUUUCUGGUACAAAAGAUAAGCAUGAUCUAACAGCUCAACGGUCAAUGUUCUUGAAAAAUAUGAAAAUCAAGUGGCUAAUUCUCAUCUUUAAUCAAUCUUUAACACGCGAAAGAUGGAUGUUGUGUGUAGUUUCGUCAAUGAAAGUCUUCUUCUUGGUCAACUCCAUGGAAAUCGAUUCACAAUCACACCAAGGUUGGAUCAUUACUGCAGAUAUUUAAUUUAUUUUUUCAUUUGGGCAUAUAAUUCACCAAUGAUAAGGGUGAGGAGAGUAUUUUCGUCUUUUGCAUUGUCGAGAAGUGUUUGCAAAUUUUGAGGAUACUCAUACUAUAAAGGCAAGCAUCAGAUGUCAUAGGAAAACAUGGAUUUAUUAACUACUUUGGUAUGGAUGUAGUUCUCCA
Molecule: messenger RNA, 456 nt
Organism: Lactuca virosa
Lineage: Eukaryota; Viridiplantae; Streptophyta; Magnoliopsida; Asterales; Asteraceae
Source: the annotation of a GenBank genome assembly